AUGUCGCCAACCACCCCAUUAGAGCAGACGUUCCAGUCGCUUCUCGCGUCGCGGCAGUCGCGCUCGCUGCGCCGGCAACUCACCCUCCCCCCGCCCGACAGCAUCGACUUCAGCUCCAACGACUACCUGUCCCUGCGGACCUCGGCCGCCAUUCGGACCGCGUACCUGGCCGAGCUCAACUCGCCGCAGCCCUUCCCCUCGGUCCCAGGCAGUGACAACAGCACCACCAACACGCCGCCCCCCCUCUUCCCCCUCGGCAGCGGCGGCUCCCGCCUCCUCGACGGCAACAGCGCCUACGCGCUCAGCCUCGAAAGCAGCAUCGCAGCAUUCCACCGCGCCCACUCCGGCCUGCUCUUCACGACGGGCUUCGACGCGAACGUCGGGCUGCUGAGCAGCGCGCCGCAGCCGGGCGACGUGGUCGUGUACGACGCGCUGGUGCACGCAAGCAUGCACGACGGGAUGCGGCUAUCACGAGCCGGGGCACGGAUUCCGUUCGGGCACAACGACGCGGGGGCGCUGCGGAGCGUGCUGGAGGGGCUGGUGGCGCGCGACGAGAAGGUGCGGACGGGCGAACGGAACGUCUUCGUGGCCGUAGAGAGCGUGUAUAGCAUGGAUGGGGAUGUGGCGCCGUUGGCGGCGAUGGUGGAGGCUGUGGAAGCGGUGUUGGCAGGGGGAAAUGGCUAUGUCGUUGUGGAUGAGGCGCAUGCGACGGGGGUGUGCGGGGCUAGGGGGAGGGGGCUCGUGUGCGCGCUCGGGUUGGAGAGGAGGGUGUUUGCAAGGGUGCAUACGUUUGGGAAGGCCAUGGGGUGUGCGGGCGCAAUCGUCCUCGCCUCCCCCCUCACCCGCGACUACCUGAUCAACUACGCCCGCACCCUCAUCUACACGACCGCGCCGCCCUUCCCCCUGCUCGCCAACAUCCGCGUCGUCUACGACUACCUGGCACGAGGCGACGCCGACGCCUCCAUCCACCACCUCCACACCCUUUACCACGCCCUCCACGCCCAGCUAACCCAUCUCAUCGCAUCCCUCCCCGCAACCAACCCCCCUCUCCUCUCUCUCGUAUCGCCUCUUUCCCUUACCCCCUCUAACCCUAUUGCCCCAGCACCAACACCCAUUCUCCCCAUCUACACGCCACACCCCCGGUCCCUAGCCUCGCACUGCCAGCGCCAGGGCUACAUGGUGCGGCCCGUCGUGCCGCCGACUGUGCCGGCUGGCGCGGCAAGAGUGCGCGUGUGCUUGCAUGCAGGGAACACGGGGGCGGAAGUCAGGGGGCUGGUGGGGUGCGUACGGGGGUGGGUUGGGGGUGUGUUGAAGGAAGGGGAAAGGGCGAUGCUGUAGAGUGGUUAUGUGUGUACAUCUAGGGAACAGUCUGUCUAUCUUUGUGUGCUUUGCUAGACGGGGCGUGGGAGUAGUUAGUUACGUCGCGAGUGCGUGCGGUUUGGCUGUCUGUACACAGUGCGUCUACCCG
This is a messenger RNA of Aplosporella prunicola CBS 121167, 1468 nucleotides long. RefSeq lists its product as uncharacterized. Bases 1 to 1338 code for a protein of 445 amino acids. The transcript has 3 exons. The record is from RefSeq and is a predicted model, not a curated record. Gene Ontology annotation, molecular function: pyridoxal phosphate binding; transferase activity. Gene Ontology annotation, biological process: biosynthetic process. NCBI's taxonomy places the organism in Eukaryota, Fungi, Ascomycota, Dothideomycetes, Botryosphaeriales, Aplosporellaceae.